GCCAUUUUAGGAGGAAAUCGGGAGCGCCGGCUUGGGGCGCGGCUUCAAUUUCAAUAACUUUAUUGGUCUCCCUGUACGCCGAACAGCCGGCGUGCGUGUAGCCCCGCGAGCCCGCCGCGCAUUGUCCGAGGUUGCCCCGGACUCGAGCUGCAGCCAUGGGAAACACCACCAGCGAGCGGGUGUCCGGGGAGCGCCACGGUGCCAAGGCUGCGCGGGCCGAGGGCGGCGGCCAUGGCCCCGGCAAGGAGCACAAGAUCAUGGUGGGGAGCACCGACGACCCCAGCGUCUUCAGCCUGCCCGACUCCAAGCUCCCCGGGGACAAAGAGUUUGUGCCCUGGCAGCAGGAUCUGGAUGACUCUGUGAAGCCCACCCAGCAGGCCCGGCCCACCGUCAUUCGCUGGUCUGAAGGAGGCAAGGAGGUCUUCAUCUCUGGGUCCUUCAACAAUUGGAGCACCAAGAUCCCUCUGAUUAAGAGUCACAAUGACUUUGUUGCCAUCCUGGAUCUUCCCGAGGGAGAGCACCAGUACAAGUUCUUUGUAGAUGGACAGUGGGUUCAUGAUCCGUCAGAGCCUGUGGUUACAAGUCAGCUUGGCACAAUUAAUAAUUUGAUCCAUGUCAAGAAAUCUGAUUUUGAAGUAUUCGAUGCUUUAAAGUUAGAUUCUAUGGAAAGCUCCGAGACAUCAUGUCGAGACCUGUCCAGCUCACCCCCAGGGCCUUAUGGUCAAGAAAUGUAUGUGUUUCGAUCUGAGGAGAGAUUCAAAUCCCCACCCAUCCUGCCCCCUCACCUACUCCAAGUUAUCCUUAACAAGGACACUAAUAUUUCAUGUGACCCAGCCUUACUUCCGGAGCCCAACCAUGUUAUGCUGAACCAUCUCUAUGCGCUGUCCAUUAAGGACAGUGUAAUGGUCCUCAGCGCAACCCAUCGCUACAAGAAGAAGUAUGUCACCACGCUGCUGUAUAAGCCCAUCUGAAGAAGACUUGCCAAGGAUUCUGGAGAGUCCUCUCCCUUGCCUUUGGACUGAGCUGGUCUCCUCUGAGGCCGGCAGGCCGCUUUGUUUUGAGGCUGAUGUGUGUGUGUCAGAGCCUCUUGAGUGAGGUGCUCUGCUUUGCAUUUGAUUGCAGGUGAGAGCUUUAUGAGUUCAUGGAGUUUAUUUUAAGAAACACAAAAACCACAUAUACGCAUAGGAGAGGAAGGUUACCGGAAGCCUCCCAGCCUGUGUAUGUUCUCUGCCUGUGGGUAGUGGCCAGGGCCUGACUGGACGCUGCAGCUGCAGGAGUGAGAAUACCGGGAGCUUUUUUCCUCACGUGAAAGAAUAGCAAUCUUCGGAUCCUUGCCAGGCAGAGACUCUGCCGCUGUACCCUGGUGUCCAAGGUAGAGCAGUGUCAGGCCCACUCGGCUGCCUCAGGGCGGAGUAGCCUUCCGUGCAUGGAUUGAUUCUGUGUUCCCACGUAUGUGACACAGUCGCCUGUGUUUAUGUGACACUAGAGGUCCCACAAGACCCCUCCUCAUUUUGUGUGCCCCAUUUAGUAACUUUCACCAGAUCUCAUGCGUCCUCACUGCGUGAGGAAACCCUUUGAAAAAGUUGUGUAGGAUUAGAUUCAUGAAGAGAAUGGAGGUGCCAGGGUCUCCUUUUUAGCCCAGCUCAGGCCCAACCCAGUUUGUUACUGUUUAUUUUAAUGUCUAAAGAAAAAAGAAUGGCUCAGUGUUAAAUGCAGGCCUUUGUGUUUCAGUUUGGUCCUGUAUCGGGCUGCGCGCUCCCAGGUCUGCCGCCUGGCCCGCCUCAGUCUUUCUUUAUCGGAGCAGACAGUUUGUGGUAGAUGUGGAAUUAGGGAAAUCUUCCGUGUCUUUCAUCCCUGAAAGAUUUUAUGUGCCUACAUUUUUCUUUAAUUAAAAAAGCGUAUGCAUUCAUUUUAACAGGCUAGUGAAGAACCUUGGGCUUUUGAGAAAUGGUUCUUAAGGUUUUCUUCUCUAGUCUAGGCAGUUUUACUGUCUAGGGUUAAUACGGCCGUGUGUACCUCAUUAUGCAAGCACUACCCUAGACAGGAAUUUGUGCAGGCUCAUGGCUGCCCGUGCUAGAUUUCCCUGCCUUAAAGACCCGUAAGGCAAGGAACUACCCCACGUGUUCACAGCCACGCACAGCGUUGCUCUUUGCACCAAAUGGUAACAAGAAUUUUUUUUUUGCCUUUUUCUUUUAAAUGUGUUUGGUGAUGGAAUGGGGUCACUGGUUACCACGACUAAAAAGUAUUCAACCCACUCAGGAGUCAAAGAAAAUGUUUCUCCAAGUAUCUUGACCCUUCCAUUUUACAGAUAAACGCAAGUCACGCAUUAAGCACUGUUUGUGGCUGAGAGUCUUUGUGUCUGCUGUGAUGAGCCUGCCCAUUGAAAGGCACCCGCAGGCCAGUGCCGCUGCCCCACGACUUCCCACACAGCAGCAGUCCUCUGCACACCGAAGACCUCUUUGAUCACAAGUGUGAACCAGGAAGAAGUGGGCUGUUUGACAGGGAAUGCAGAACGCUAGACGCCUUGGUGGGGAAGUGGUGGGAGGGAGCACUGUCCCAGCCAUCCAUGUCACCUCUUCAGCUGAGACCUCCGCACAACCUUUCUUAUCCAGUAGGCUUUCUGGGGGCCCUUUUGAAAACCACGCUGUAAUCCUGUGACAGCCAACUCUAAGGCUCUUCAGUUACCCUGGAAACAAUCUCCCUCCACCCUCCCAACCCCCCGCGCAGUUUUGGAAGUGAGCAACCUAGGAGGAUUCAGUCUUCAUUGUUACACAGUGGUAUUUGUUGUGUCUGCAGUUCUUGUUAACAGUGUGAGCAAGGCUCGUCUGUGUGUUUCUGUAGCACGUGCUCACUCCACACAGGUGUAGCAGUAGAAGGGUGGGGAGAGCCGUCCUCAGUCUCUCAGGCUCAGGCUUCCAUGAAUCUGGUAAGGCUGUGGUGACAGAGGGUGUGGUGUUGGUGACCUUUAGAUCCUUUUCUUCUGGAAAUGAGUUUCCCUAGAGCCCUCCCCAGCCAAACUUAAAAUUCCAGCCAAUGUGGAAGGAGACGGCGAGGGGGCCAGCAAAGACUCAGCAGCGCUGCCCCUGUCCUGCUGUUCCCUGGCCCUGAGAAGCUCUGUCGCUGUCACCAGGAAAGACCUGUGAAGGGAGCAAAGGAGGACACCGCUUUGUUAUCUAUAGAACUCUUAAUAAGUCAAGGCAAAAACAUUUUGAUCUUUUGAAAAUUGACUUUUUUUUUUCUUCACCUGUGGGAAUUUUGCAGAGUCAGAGUUGGAAUAAAACAGCUCUCGAGGAGAGCUAACUCUUACACAUCUGGGGUAUAGAGUGAGGGCUAUGAGGAAAGAGCAGUGAGCAAACUGAGGAUGGAGAGCAGUAAACUCAAGGAUCAAGUAAGUUGGACUGAAAAGAUACCUGUUUAAAAAAAAUUUUAAGCCAGGCACAACCUGGAUCCUUGGAUUUUAUUGUACAGAAAAUUAGCAGCCCAUAAAAUGUCUUCUCUAGCUUCUUGUUGCCCCUGUUUUCUACCUUUUUUGACUUCCUUUAUCAGUAAGACAAGUUCACCAGCAUCUCGGGUCUGUGACCUCAUCAGUGUAGAGAACUUUCCACCAUGGCUGCUCGCUUCCUGUCACCCUAGACUGGGUAGGAUUUAGCCACUGUAGGUCACACCCCUGAAGGCCAUGGCUGGCUUCAAGAGCACCAGCCUCUUAAGUAGGACAUAGAAAGGAAGAAUCCCAGUUUCUGAGAGGAACUUUGGGCCACCUGCUCCUGUUGGUUUUGAUUUCUUGUAGAUCUAAUGGGUCUUAUAUAAACCUUUGGAAAGGUGUCAGUAUUCCCUGCAUGCUGCUAAAAUCAAGUGAAGUGAAAGGGGGGAACAGGGCUUUUAAAUGUUUGACCUCAAAACAAUAUGCAAUAGUCCGUGUGUGUGUGUGUGUGUGUGUGUGUGUUCGUUCCCCACACGCGUAUGCAUGUGUGAUAUUCACUUUAUUCUCAGAGAUACUUUGUCCUCACAUUCUUGUGAUUUGGGGCUUAUGAGCAGUUAAAUAUUUUGUUCGUAUGUUGACUAAUCCUCAAAGCCAAGUUCUUGCUGUCUUUGAUCAGGCUUCAGACUCCAGUUCCUCAUGAGUAGGAGACCUGGCAGAGGUGAGGCUCUUUCAGGAUUCUGUGGGUCUAGGCAUUUGUCUGUCCGUAAGUGACAGUCACAACUGGAGAGUGAAAGACUGAUUUCUGCAGUGAACAUAAGUGUUUGAAGUAAAAAGCCAAAUCUUUUUUCAAUUACAGGAAAGAAAAAAACCUCAAGUCUUACUUGUAGGAUCUACGUCCUCUAGGAUUUUAAGCUGGCCUUGUCUCAGCUUGUUUCUUACUAGUGCUUUGAAGUAAGCUUCAGUAAAAAUAAAAAUAUUAGUUCCAGCAUUCGUUGGAGUUGAUCUGAAUUGUGUGUGGCACAGAACUUCUGCAGAGAGAUGGAUGUGAAGUACCAAGGCUUAGCGAUUUGUAGGUGUAAGAUGACGCAAUCGGAGAGAAGUGUGUGGCGGGUGCUUCCGUAGAGCUCCUUUCCCACUUAAGGACAGCCAAAGGUCAGUUAAUUGUCCUAAUUCUGUCCUGGGUGGCGUGUCCGAGUCGUGGGUGAAUUAGGCUGGCACUGGUUGUUUACACGAUAGCACUUUGAGUAUGGUGUAAAGCGGGGUGAUUUCACUUGAAGGCAGUUAAAUAUGCGUGAGUCUUUCAAAUGGUGCUGUUUGUGACCUUUGAUGCUGAGGUACAAAGCUGCUUGAGUGUUUCACAAACAGGACACAAGUCAAGACUUCAAAGCUUUUCUUCAGACGUGCCUCAUCACUGGACUCUGACAGGCCUGAAAACUGUAUAAUGUAACAAAAAAUGUGUGUUGUUUUUUCCAUAAAACUGUUAAAUAAAAGCAUUAUACAGCAAUAGUA
This is a messenger RNA of Meriones unguiculatus (Mongolian gerbil), 4930 nucleotides long. RefSeq names its product protein kinase AMP-activated non-catalytic subunit beta 2 (gene Prkab2). Gene Ontology annotation, molecular function: protein kinase binding. The record is from RefSeq and is a predicted model, not a curated record. Gene Ontology annotation, cellular component: nucleus; nucleotide-activated protein kinase complex; cytoplasm. NCBI's taxonomy places the organism in Eukaryota, Metazoa, Chordata, Mammalia, Rodentia, Muridae. Gene Ontology annotation, biological process: signal transduction. The transcript has 8 exons. The coding region runs from base 156 to 971 and encodes 271 amino acids.